Messenger RNA from Lineus longissimus, 4834 nucleotides. RefSeq lists its product as uncharacterized. Lineage: Eukaryota; Metazoa; Nemertea; Pilidiophora; Heteronemertea; Lineidae. The record is from RefSeq and is a predicted model, not a curated record. The transcript is spliced from 5 exons. Bases 90 to 1406 code for a protein of 438 amino acids.
AUUUCGAAUUAUGGUGAACUCGCUGUUCCGCUCUUCAUGCUCUUGUUUCGUAAGACUACAUUGCCUUUCUUCAUCACUUUCGUGUGUUGAUGAGGGUUACCUUGCUGUGUUCACCAAACAUGAAUGAUGGUACAGUGUCGAAAAAGAUAGGUAAAAAACGUACAGUAGGAACUGCUAGUGCUACGGACUCGCAGGAUCAGCCGACGGAUGAUUCGGGACCUCCGUCUUCUCCGAUAUCGUGUUCACAAAAAAGCGUGGAGGAUGAAACCACUGCAACGAGUUCGUGUUCUUCACAAGAUUGCGAAGUUGAAGUGUUCGGUGGGAGAAAGAAGAAAAUAAGUCCAAUAAAACUGCCAGCAUCGGCCAGUUUAUGGAAGGAUGAUACUUGGUGGGCUGAUGGGGACGUGCUUAUGGGGUCUCCUCUGGAUUUAUUGCGCAUAAAAUACGAUAGUGAAUUCAUUGACAAUCACAUUGGCGCUGACGACGAGGAUGACUAUAAGAGUAUAUUCGAAAUGGCCAAUGUGAAGAUCGACCAAGACCUGGAAGAAAAAAUUAACAAAAAACAGGAAGAAAUGACUAAAUGGUUACCCGAGAAGUUCAACAUCGAAAAUCUGGACUUCGAAGACACAGAAAAAUUGAAAUUAAGCAUGAGCUUCCUAAUAUAUAUAAUGGAUAAAAGCAACAUGGAUCAACAAGGGUACUGGAUAUAUCAUGGAUGUAUGGCAUACCUUAAAAGACUGAAAAGUAUCUUUGAAAUGUGUUUAGCCCAACCACCUGCAAAACCUGAUGAACAGACCUUCACUUGGCUUUUCUGUACAUUUACACAGAUGCUAUCAAUUGAUUUGCCUUCCGGUGGAUGUAUGCCCCGUUCCUUGAGGGUGUGUGGUAAUGAUGUGAAAUCUAUCCCUGAUUUGCGUAUGCUGAAAGUUGAAGACAUGAAACUGAAGGGAUGUUAUGAAAUCUCUGUCGUCACUGUUGGUGAGGUGAAAAAACGCACUGUGAGUGUAGUGAAAGAUCAGGAAGAACAAUCUGAUGCAGCAGGAGAUAACUUGAUAAAGCGACGUCGUCUUGACAAACUGAAAAACACAUUUUCAAGUGAUCUUCGUGGACAGCAUGCUGCCGAGUUAUUAGUUGAGCUUCCAUUUUCAGCUGUGAAAGGUUAUAACUAUAACAACGACAACCUUAUCUUUGGUUUGGUCAUCCAGGCAACAAAGGUCAGUCUUACUUGUCUAAGGAUGAAGAAAGAGCACCUGCAAGAGCUGCUUGAGGAGACAAGUGAAGUAAGUCCUUCACACAAGGCGAACAUUUUUUACACUAGGCCGUAUGAUAUGUUAUGUGCAGAGGAUCGAAAGCACUUGGUUUACAUUUUGACAACUUUGGCUAAGCUUGCUGGUCAUAUUAUAUGAAUACUGUAAUCAAGCCCUCUUCGUAUGCACAUUCCUGUUUGUCCCUGCUCAUGUGACUAUCUUAAAAACAACUGGACUGAUUAGCGAACAGCCAGUGGGUCAAGAUCAAUUAAUGCAUUUACCCACAUCACUGCAAUAAUUCGAGUGUUCAAACACAGACUGUAAGUUGUGUUCCAACAUAUAUGGGUACUUUUAGUCACCCUCAGUUAAGUUGACUUCAAUGGUUUUUUACUCUAUUAACACCUUCGGUGCCAAAGGUUUUUUAGAGGGGUACUUUUUGCACCAAAAGAACUACAUCUUUUACAAGAAAUGCUGUAGCCGGGCCGAAAAAAAAAUCAUUUAAAUUAGCCGGGGAUGCAUUCAAAACACGGCAAACAAGUCCACCUCCUGCGUGCAUGUAGUCGCAGCGGUUAAAAGUAUCUUGCCGUGGCGGCAGGGGCAUGAGAAACUUGAACAUUUUACUGUGCGAGCCAAAUUUGGUGGGAAAUGCCAACUUUGAAGACCUGUAGCUCCUAAACGGUGCAAGAUAUCGAAAAACGGAGCACACCAAAUGAUCUGAAAUCUUCUCCUCUUGUUAACUACUCGUAUUUGUAUAAACACUUGCAUGUACAUGUAUUUGAUAUUGCUAACUUAUAAGUAACACUAUUGAGACCACGACUAAUUCCAAGUCAAGCAAUAGUCUCUGCGACACAAUAACUUUUACAACUCCAGCUUCCAAUUUUCUAAUUCAUGGUUGCUGCAUUAUCCUCAUACAUUUGCUUUUGCAUGUACAUAGUUAUAAAAGGUUUGAACACAAUAACAUGUUAAAGGAUGUGACAUUAAUUACCAACGGUAUGUUUGAAUCAACAUGAUCAUAAUUGCCCUUCUCCUAAAAACAAAAUAAUUUGACCGACUUUUCAAGGUCGCAGAGGUCAAAUGGCGUAAAAUGGCCGUUUGAGUGUAAUAUUUUGGAGCGUUUCUCAACCGCAAAAGCUAUGAACUUGAAGCUUUAAGCAGUCUGAUGAACAUGGGACCAGCUAACCACCAUACAGUAUUACUUUCACAUGGUUUUUGAUUUUACCUCAUAAAACUUUCAUUUGGCUACAUACUGUAGCACUUUCUGUAACUAGCAUGAAUUAAUUGUCUACUUACUAUACUUACGGUGAGCACAAUGGCCUCUGCCGUUUCAUUUAGAGAUGCAUCAACAAGCAUUAAAACGAUUUAGUCUGAAUUUAUUAACAAUCCAGACAUUGUGGUCUUCAUUGUGUUUCAAAAGCUUUUGUAAGACAUUUGCACUUUUCUGCUCAACCUUCCUGCUAACCUUCUUCUCCAUUACCACACAAUGUCCACCUUGGCAUUCAUGGAGCACCGAUAUUUUCCGUAUCAACUUUGAUGGCCGUGUGCAAAUGCUGUCGGCAGCUGAUUUUGCUACCAGUUCGCAACCAAGUCUUUUUUGUCUCAUCGGCAUCAAUUUCUGUAUCGUGAUUUCUUGGUGCAAACAUAUUUUUUUGCCGCCCAUGAAUAUGCCGAAACAUUCCUGAAAAGACGAUGAGAGUUUAGACAGAUUAUAAAACCGACAUGAACAAACAUGUCGAAACAUCAGUUAGUCUUGGUUCGAAAAUAAAGUUAAUAUGGAUUGAAAUAAAAACUAUUUUCCUUCCCCCAGACCUUUUAGCAUUGUUGUACAACUAUUGCGAUCAAUCCCACAAAGUAUAAAAUAGCUGUGGGCACAUUUUUAUGUAGCUGAUUCGAUUUACUUGUGUAUGCGACAACGUUAAUUAUUUUCAAAAUAGUAACUAGUGCAAUAGUUUUUUACCAUUCCAUGUUCAUUUUCAUACAACACAGCAUUUCCAACAUUUGCUAUCUCGCCCGACAUUGCACGGCAAGCACUUGCUUCUAAUACAUUUUCUUCUCCUAUCGCACCAUUGCUGAAAAAUGCGUUUAAUGAAAUGUUUAUCGAACAGGUUCAGUGUAGACGAAGUCUGUGCAAAUUGAUAUACGAAGGCUGAUCAUAAUUCGUAAGCGAAGUCUAUACAUCCGUGGCGAAGUGUAUCAACCAAUCUUCAGAAAUCAUUUCCCCACUUGUCAUGUUUGUCAAUGUGAUGUCAAUACAAACAUACAGUAAUUUUUUUAUGGUCGAAACUCCGGUGCCGACAUGUCUUUACAUUGUGACCACGCUUCAUUAAUGACGAACAGGCUGGGGAAACCAAAACUUUAACAUAACUCUCUAUGAAGUGAGUCAAUAAAAGAAGGUAAUCUAAUAGUAAAAGGUUAAUACGUUCAGGAUAAUUCUUUUUGGGCUAAAAUUAUGGUUGUACCAUGAAGUAGGAUAUAGCUACGGCUCCAUUUGAUGUGAUAGUACUUACUUCACUUUUUUCAGUUUUCGAAGCAUUGGAACAUUGUUCAUUUGUUGUUCCUGAGGGUACCCAAGGAAUUUUUUGACCAUGGACGAUUCUCCAAUGGCCCUGACAUUGCUGCCACAGCUAACCCUGUGAAAAGAAACCACGACAGUGGAACAGUUAACUGAUCUCCUCAGUGCUUUGAUAAAUUACAAAUCAUUUUAAUUCAAAACAUCGAUUUUUCAAAACAUCAUAUUUCACUUUUUCAUAAACAACGAUUCUGACCAUGCUACAUACUACGCACCAUUCUCCCCCAUUCUUGAAAUAGCCCCCAUCAAGUAUAUGUUGCAGUAUUUGGCAGUCGGCAAUUUGACGGACGGUGUCUCUGCUUCGGGCCAAUUGAUUCUGAUUGAAUAAGAUCUUUCUUAUAUUGCAAUGAAGUUUUUCAAACUGAUCCUUCCGGUAUGCCUUUGGAGGUCCGUGGUUUCUUAUGUCAUCAAUCUGUAAUUUAAAAGAGUGCACCAAUAAGCACAUCAAAAACCUCCCCUUAGAGAAUUAGUUAUCCAAAGUGCCGAGCAUGUUAUCAGGCAUCCUGUACUUGACUCUUAACCCAGUUCCUUCGGAUUGCGGCGUCUGUCAUCCUCAUCCUUAGCACGGUAUGAAAAAGGGGCGGGAUAACCACUGCGGGGGGGGGGGGUCGUAGCAUCCUGAGGAAAUCAGGGGUUGAUGUUCGCUUCUCCCGCCCUGGUGCAAGGCUGGAGAGGCGAACAUUGACCUCUCAUUGACUUCCUCAGGAUGGUUAUAAGGCCUUCUAACUGACUAUCAAGCAGACUGCCCUAGAUAGUGCUACUCGUUGCGCUAUCUGUUUCAUAAUGAUUUUCUACAUGCAAUGUGCUAAAGCAUUUGCACACUAGGUAAAGUGUGUACCAACUUACGAGGUGUGUGGUCAUGUGUGUUUUUACCUUUUUUCCCAGAUGAGGCGCAUUUUCCCGCACUUGUUUCAAGUAUCCAUUAAGUUCUUCUUGCAGAUUGAUGAUACUGUCUGUUGUGUAUAUUUUUGUUUCAUCUAUGGUUUUUGAAAUCUGACGAAUAAAAGACAUUUACCAUUAA